AUGCGCGCCUCUCUCUUUGCUAUUGCUUUUACUAUUGCUGCCUCAGUCAAUGCUGCCGCUGUCCAAAAACGUGCUGUUUCUGCCGGUGUUCAAUCUUGUAUUGAUGGCCUCAAUGCCGCUAGUGCUCAGCUCUUGACUGUAACCAGCCAAGUCAACUCCUUCACCAGCUCUGCUGGCUACUCUGGUGCCCUUGCUGUUCACUCUAGCGAACAAACUCUCGAGUCCAAGUUGAAGGCUGCUACUACCAGCUGUUGUGCUGUUACCUCCACUGUCUCUGAGGAGGAUGCCACUGCUGUAUUCAGUGUUGUUGGUGUUGUUGUCCCUGAAAUCGAGAGUGCCUUGAGUGCCAUUGUUACCAAGAAGCCUCAAUUUGAUGCCGUUCUCUUGGCUACUUCUUUGGUCAAGACUGACAUCAAGAACUUGAACACCGAAGUCAACUCUUUGGAUACUUGCUUGAUUGCUGUCACUCCUGCUGAUGAUUUGGCCAAUGCCAACGCCUACGUUGACAGAGUCAACACUGCCUUUGCUUCUGCCAAGACCGCCUAUGGUAUCUAA
Molecule: messenger RNA, 555 nt
Organism: Mucor velutinosus
Lineage: Eukaryota; Fungi; Mucoromycota; Mucoromycetes; Mucorales; Mucoraceae
Exons: 2
Coding region: 1-555 (184 amino acids)
Cellular component (GO): extracellular region
Source: RefSeq, a predicted model, not a curated record